AUGAGGUGUGAGGAGCUCAGGCGCAGGUGCAGAGGGGGAGGAGUCAGGGCAGAGUGGGAGGAGUCAGAGCAGAGGAGGAGGAGUCAGAGCAGAGGAGGAGGAGUCAGUGCAGAGGGGGAGGAGUCAGGGCAGAGGGAGAUGAGUCAGGGCAGGAGGAGAGGGUUCAGUGGAGAGGGAGAGGAGUCAGGGGAGAGGGGGAAGAGUCAGGGCAGAGGAGGAGGAGUCAGUGCAGAGGGGGAGGAGCCAGUGUGGUGUCAUGGCGUCUCUUUUGGUCCGGUCUGA
Messenger RNA from Knipowitschia caucasica, 282 nucleotides. NCBI's taxonomy places the organism in Eukaryota, Metazoa, Chordata, Actinopteri, Gobiiformes, Gobiidae. The record is from the annotation of a GenBank genome assembly.